Drosophila mojavensis is the source of this 2636-nucleotide messenger RNA. Its product is annotated as lactosylceramide 4-alpha-galactosyltransferase. The transcript has 3 exons. The coding region runs from base 497 to 1684 and encodes 395 amino acids. The record is from RefSeq and is a predicted model, not a curated record. Gene Ontology annotation, molecular function: alpha-1,4-N-acetylgalactosaminyltransferase activity. NCBI's taxonomy places the organism in Eukaryota, Metazoa, Arthropoda, Insecta, Diptera, Drosophilidae. Gene Ontology annotation, biological process: glycosphingolipid biosynthetic process.
UUUGGCACUGUUGGACAAAUUCUAUUCGUUAAAUAUAUAAUUAAAUGAGUAAUAUCAUUAAUCAUUGUGCAGAAACUUUAAUAUCGUUGCAAGACAACAAAUCCACUUACUCGACUACUCUUUUUCUAGCUCUGUUCUACUAAUGAAUUGUUAAUAUAGUUUGGUAAUUGCUCUUAUCGAAGAAUUUACUCAUUCGGUUCUGUUUAAAAAGAUGUUAUUGCUUUAUUAAUAAGAGCUAUUGGUGUAAAAAAAACAACAUAAAUUUCUUCUUUCAAACUGCAUACAUCUAUGACUCGAGAUUCAUCAAUUUAUAUUUACAGACACUAAACGAAACAAUUUCUAAGCUUAAUUUAAUAGCUUUCCUUGUCAAUUUGCGUCUCCAUAUGGGCCAUUUAUUCAAUUUAUACAUAUGUACAUAUUGUUUGGGCAACUGUCAAACAAUGAUAACAGAAUGAGUUUGUUUAAAUGAACAUUAAGUGUUAGGCACCCGUUCAUUAUGUUACUACGCUUGCCCCUGGUGCUAGCGCGCUUUCUGCACAAUGGACGGCUGCGAAUGCUGUUCCUGGGGCUAAUGCUUCUGCUGUUGAUGAGCAUACUGCUAACAUAUAGAUGGCAAACAAAUGUACAGCUCUGCUUCAUUGAGACCGAGCCGAUGGAAUCGGCAUCCAGUGGUCCAGUAACAGAUGGCAAUGCGCCAGUACCAAGAAUUUUGGACGAUGUGCUAACAACAGAGCCAAAGCCAAUACCUGGACACAGCAUUUUCUUUCAUGAGACCAGCUGCCAUCGGCCAAAACGCAAAAGACAGCGUCCUGAUUCACAGUACAAUAUGUUGCAGUUGACGGCUCGACAGGCCUGCGCCAUUGAAUCGGCCGCAUUGCACAAUCCGAAUUUUCAAGUUUUUGUCCUAUUUGCUAGUCCCACCUAUCUACAUUAUGGCAACAGCAGCACAGGCGGCAGCAGUGGCUAUCAGCGCCAUCAGUCGAUUAUCGAUGCAAUUCUUAGCUAUAAAAACGUACAUCUACGACAAUUGAAUCUUUGGCGGUAUGCAGCCGGCACGCCCAUUGAGGAAUGGUUAAAGGAUGGACGCCUGUUUCGUUCAAGCUAUCUUUUCUCGCAUAUAUCAGACUUUUUGAGAUUUCUAACUCUAUACCGGUAUGGUGGCAUCUAUUUAGAUAUGGAUGUGGUUAUGCUGCGCAGCAUGGAGGAUGUGCCGCCCAACUAUACUGGCGCCGAAUCAAAUACUCAUUUGGCCGCUGGUGUCAUGAGCCUGGCACCAACUGGCUUUGGCCAUGAGAUUGCCGAGGCGUGUCUGCAAGAUUUCCAAAGGAAUUUCGAUGGCAGUGACUGGGGUAACAAUGGACCUGGUGUUAUAACGCGUGUCGCUCAAAAGAUUUGUGCCACCAAGGACAUUUCACUAAUGCUAGAGGAUCGAAAACGCUGUCGUGGUUUCAAGGUAUUCGAUCGUAAUGCCUUUUACGCCGUACCCUGGAAGCACUGGCGGCACUUCUUCGAACCGCAACUGCUCGAACAGACGAUGGCCCAUACGAAAGACUCGUUUCUGGUGCACGUGUGGAACAAGCACUCCAAGCAGUUGGCUAUCAAGGUUGGUUCGAGUACCGCCUAUGGCAAGUAUGCAGAGCAACAUUGUCCCAGGGCGUAUGCAGCGGCUGGCGACUAUUUCUAGUGAGCCAAUAACUUAAAGUUCAACAUGACCAAAGAGUUAGGCAGAAUUAGGUAAGUUAAGUUCAAUUUGUUUUAAACGAUUUGUUAGCAGAGUACAUUUUUUAGCACCAAAGUGAAGAGAGAGAGAGAAUAACAAAAAACAAAAACAAAAUAGCGAGAGCAGUAUUUAUAAUCGAACAAAAUAAAAAAAAAAAAGUAUUGAAUAUGAGCUAAACAAAAAUGAAACAAUUCUAUAUAUGUUCAUUCAUCGUCGGUUUGCCGCAGACGGAAAUUCAUUACGAACACUUCAUACUAUCCAUUUAUAUCUUUUCUGUCCAUAAGGCCAACAACAAACAAUAAAUUUGAGAGAUAUUUGUUGUUAGGCAAGUACCUCAGGGUCUUUUUAGUAACUAUCGACAUAUAGAUUUUAAAAAUCAGCUAAUCUCAAAUUCAAUUUCUUACACUUGAUAUCAGUGCUAUUUCAUUAGGCUGGCAUUGGUGCUGAGUUUUGGCCCUUGUCUAUCUUGAAUCUCUCGAUUUCAACCUAUAUAUAUUUGUAUUUAUAUGUCCUAUAUCCAUACUCUAAGAAUACAAAACAAAAUUAUACAAUUUGCAAGCAUAUUCAAAUGUAUCAUGUUUGUUGACUGUCCCAUCCAAUGGAAUAUGUGAAUAAAUUAUACAGUAAAAUUUCAUAUAUAUAUUCAAAUGUAUCAUGUUUGUUGAUUGUCCCAUCCAAUGGAAUAUGUGAAUCAUUUAUACAGUAAAAUUUCAUUCCAACUGUAAGCAGAGAAUAUUUUAUAUCCGAAUCUGUACUUAUUGUAGUUCAAAUAAUUUCGUAACUGAGAUGCAAAGUCGUGUUUAGUUUUUCUAUGAAUGUAUACAAAAUCUUUUUCGUGUAAAAUAGUUGAAAUAUAUCAAUCUGUGAGUUUCUGUGUAUACUCCAAAAAUACAAAACAAAAUUAUUUUGAUCUCUC